GGGCGUGUCUUAAUCUGUCAAACUAACCGAAGAAAAACAAAAACAAACCGAAGGCUGUGAGGCUCGGUGGACGGAGGAUGGGAACUGGAAUUUGCUGAGCUGUUGAAAACAUUCUUUCCUCUGAUCUACAUCUGAGCUGCUGAGCCAUGGAUUCCUCUGAUGAAGAGGAGGAGCGCACCUUCAUCCGGGUCCUCAGUGAGAAGUAUAACCCAGAGAACUUCCCCUAUGGCCAAGGUGUGGUGGUUCUGCCCAGCCCUCCAGGAUCCCCUGUUAAAGACCGUCUGUUCUUGCCCAACUUUCUGGUUCUGAAUGACUGUGGGAUCAGUAAAGCUGGCAACAGGUCUGAUAUUGAAGCUUUCUGUGCUCAUGUGCUAGAACUGGAUUUGGCCUACAAUCAGUUAAAUGACUGGGGAGAGAUUAGCACCAUCGUUUCCAGCAUCCCUCGCCUGGACUUCCUCAACCUAAGCAUGAACCCACUGAGUGGUGUGCAGCUGCAGCCCAGCGUGGCCGACGUCUUCUCUCGCGUUCGACGACUUGUCCUCAUCAACACACAAGUCAGCUGGGACACCGUGCACACACUCACACAGCACACACCAGAGCUGAAGGAGCUCUUUCUGUGCCUGAAUGGCUACGACACAGUGUCAGAAUCCCAGGCAUCCUGCCCAUCACUGAACCUGCUGCAGAUCACAGGCAACCAGCUCCAGGACUGGUCCGAAGUCAGGAAGUUCGGCCUGCUGUACCCCAGUCUGAGCACACUGGUGCUUGCCAACAACGGCCUCAGCUCUGUGGGGGACACCAAGGAAACACUGGAGCAUCUUUUCCCCAACUUGCGCAGCAUCAACCUCAACAACUCAGGUCUCAGUAAGUGGGAGGACAUUGAAAGGCUGAGCUUCUUUCCUAAACUGGAGGACGUCAAAGCUCAGGGGAUUCCGUUAUUACAGACAUACAGCACCCAGGAGAGACGCAGCCUCCUUUUAGCACAACUGCCAUCCGUGAUGGUUUUAAAUGGGAGUGCAAUUUCCAAAGGGGAGAGAGAAGACGCAGAGAGGUUCUUCAUCAGAUACUACCAGGACUGUCCUCAGCGGGAGCUUCCUCAGAGGUAUCACAUCCUUGUGUCAAAAUAUGGUAAUUUGGCCCCUCUGGUAGAGGUGGACCUGAGUCCCCGCUGCACCUCGGUGGAUGUCCGCUUGGGGGACCGGGUGGAGCGAGUCAGUCUCCGCUUGGAGCAGACGGUGGGUGACCUAAAGAAGCAGCUUAAAGGUCUGCUGCAGCUGCCAACAAACGGGAUCAGGCUGUUCCACAUCGACAAAGAGAUGAGUUCAGUGUUCGGACCCGAGGAGAUGAAGUGCAGCUUCCGGGCCCUUCACUCCUACAGCAUCCAAGACGGGGACGAGAUUCUUGUGGUGCCCAAAGUGAAAAACCGCUGCAGCUCCUCUGAUUUCUGAGAAAGGGCUCUGUAGCUUUGGAUGAGAAAUUAAAAAUCUAACAGAGACUAAUCUUUAAUUUAGUAAAGGUUUCUCAGUGCUGAAUGUAAGUGGAGAUAUUUUGUUAAAACAAAAAACAAAAAGAGUUGCACAUUGAA
Messenger RNA from Cyprinodon tularosa, 1582 nucleotides. RefSeq names its product tubulin-specific chaperone cofactor E-like protein. Gene Ontology annotation, biological process: mRNA splicing, via spliceosome. NCBI's taxonomy places the organism in Eukaryota, Metazoa, Chordata, Actinopteri, Cyprinodontiformes, Cyprinodontidae. The coding region runs from base 147 to 1445 and encodes 432 amino acids. Gene Ontology annotation, molecular function: U2 snRNA binding. The record is from RefSeq and is a predicted model, not a curated record. The transcript has 9 exons.